This is a messenger RNA of Periconia digitata, 559 nucleotides long. The record is from the annotation of a GenBank genome assembly. Lineage: Eukaryota; Fungi; Ascomycota; Dothideomycetes; Pleosporales; Periconiaceae.
UUCCCCCAAGUGACCUGCUCUUUCAAGCAUCGUGACAUCUUCGCCUCGGUCGCUCUUUGCUAUGCCCUCUAUCCGGGAAGAAGUCACGGCCAAGAUGCUGCUGUCAAAUUGCCCCUCGUCCAGUGUCAGCUUUGCUCUUCUUCAACCCCAACACACUCAUUUGUCUCCAUCUUCUUGUUUCCCCUGUCUUCUUUUGUCAUUGCUGCUCUUCGGCUUUUGGAUAGCUGUCGCUCGUUCACUUCGCAUUCUCGCUUUUGGAGGUACGUGAAACACCACCGUACAUCUUUGUUCACUGCUAGCAUUGCAAUGUCAUAGUAGUAUCGAGCUAGAAUAACGACUGACAAUGGCAGAUAUUCGCAUCACACUCAUCUCACGUCUCGCUGCUUACCAGAUUCGGGCUUUGUUCAAGCCAGACAGGCCACUGUACAGUCUCCCCAGCGUGACCAAUUCGACAAUGUCAUACAAGGUUGAGGAAUUGCUCGCACUGCGGGAUUCUGUCUCGGAGUCUGCUGUUUCGCUUGAUAAGUUCGCAGACGAGGAAGUCAUUAAAGGUUGGUGA